UGUAAACAUGCAAACCGAUGCCAAACAGCCAACUGCUCCCAGGACUGCAGAGAGACGGUCAACAAAUACGAAUGUUCUUGCAGGAGCGGAUACACGCUGUCUCGGAACGGUCACUCUUGCGUGGAUAUUGAUGAGUGCGUGACGCCACAUAAUCCCUGUACGGACCCACGCCAGGCGUGCGUCAACACGCAAGGGUCUUUUAAAUGUGAGUGCAUGUCCGGCUACAGUCAGUCGCAGGACAACACGUGCGUGGAUAUUAAUGAGUGUUUAGAGGACAGGGAGUUAUGUGAACACGAGUGUGUCAACACAGAUGGCUCGUAUAAAUGCAUGUGCUGGUCAAGUUACACACUUGCCGGAGAUAACACCACGUGUCAUCACGUCGAUGAAUGCACAAGCGGCCAACACGCGUGUGCUCAAAUCUGCAAGGAAACACUGGGUUCGUACACCUGUGACUGUCACCCAGGGUUUCAACUUGCGGCCGACAAGCACACCUGUGACGACAUCGACGAAUGCCUGUCAGGGCCGCAUCCAUCUAUCAUCUCCAGUGACGUCCACAACUGCGCAUGUCCUGAUGAUCAAAACUGCUCGAAGAUUUGUGCCGAUAUGCGUUUGAGUACAACGAGUUCCAACAACGAAGCACACACACCCGAAGAGAUAUUUACUAGGUGCCAGGGUUUCUGCCAUAACACCCCAGGCUCGUUCUACUGCUCUUGUCCCCACGGGUUUACGCUGGCUGCAGACAAAAGUUCUUGC
Lymnaea stagnalis (great pond snail) is the source of this 753-nucleotide messenger RNA. Lineage: Eukaryota; Metazoa; Mollusca; Gastropoda; Lymnaeidae. The record is from the annotation of a GenBank genome assembly.